Molecule: messenger RNA, 1458 nt
Organism: Anisakis simplex (herring worm)
Lineage: Eukaryota; Metazoa; Nematoda; Chromadorea; Rhabditida; Anisakidae
Source: the annotation of a GenBank genome assembly
AUGACUGUCAUGGCCACCGACUCGAGCAACGUGACAACAGCCAAAGAAGAUAGUCAGUGCGCUGCAGAUAACGAUGAACAAAUUCAUCCGACAGAACAUGUCGCAAAGGAGAUCGAGAAUCGAAUACCAUCGGUUGAUAUAGCAUCAGAUCAUUUGGACCAUCUUCAGUCCGUCGAUGAGUUCAAAUCGCUUAUGUAUUCGAUGCAGUCGGCACGACGUAAAAUAGUGAUGGCAAUAUUAGGUGAUAAAGAAAUAGAGAAUGACUGGAUUGAAGAAUUAAGGCGAACGUAUGCAAAAAUAACUGAUUCUAAUACGAAAGCAUUCCAACGUGAAAUGAGCACACUAUCUUCUAAACUCAGCAUUAAUAUUAAAGAUGAGGCGAUGGGUUUACUGAAAGAUAUGUUGUUUUUGGAGCGUUUGAAAGCCACAAAGUCAGAGAAUGAGGACGUUCGGUGGCCACCGCUGUUAGCAAAAGUUGAUUUAGCAUCAAUUCUUGCAGCGUAUCAUCCGAUUAGUGAAAAGAAAUUCUUCGAAGAGUAUGAAGAGUGUCUAAAUUUUUUACGAUCGUUUGCUGAAUCGAAUAGCAAUGGUCGUAAGCCAAUAUUUAUAACCGAUUGGGAUGGUACAAUGAAGGAUUACUGUUCACAAUAUGCAACUAAUUUGCAGCCUAUCUAUAGUGCAGUGGGUAUGACUCGUUUUGCAUCUCGUUUCACUCGCUUAAGUGCCGUCUUAACGGCUGGUCCAUUGCGCGGACCUGGUAUACUCGAUCUUACGGCGAUGCCAAUUGAUGGACCAGUUUUAUUUAGUGGAUCGUGGGGUAGGGAAUGGUGGCUUGGUGGUAGACGAGUUGUUCAUGAGGAUGGCAUUUCCGAUGAAGGAUUCGACGCACUUGAGAGACUCAACGAUGAAAUGGGCAAUUUAUUACACUCAGGUGAUUAUUCUCAGUUCGCAUUAGUUGGUAGUGGUGUACAACGCAAAGUGGAUCGAUUGACAUUAGGUGUUCAGACCGUUUAUGGACACGUCCUGCCUGAACUUUCACAUCGAUAUCAGGAUGCUGUUAGGGAACGAAUGCAUAGGGUUGAUCCACAAAAUCAUAUAUUAGUGUUCGAUCCGUCAACGGAAUUGGAAGUCGAAGUAGUGGCACAUAAUUCUGGUAACGUAUGGAACAAAGCAGAUGGUGUUGACAGAGUAGUGUCGACGGUUGGAGAUUCGCUUGAAACACCCGGUAGAGUACUGGUUUGUGGGGAUACAUUUUCUGAUUUGCCGAUGGUUCGACAGGCUGCAACGCGAAAUCCUGAGGGAGUGAUGGCACUGUUCGUCGGUUUAAAUGAGAAAUUACGUCAAUCGGUUCGCCAGUUGAUAACUGAUCAGUCGAGACGUUGUUUCAUUUCGUGUCCUGAUGUUGUGCACGCUGCUAUGGCUGAAUUACUCAAUGAAAAACUUAACAGCACACAAUAA